This is a messenger RNA of Clarias gariepinus (North African catfish), 1951 nucleotides long. RefSeq names its product ceramide kinase family protein. The record is from RefSeq and is a predicted model, not a curated record. Gene Ontology annotation, molecular function: kinase activity. Lineage: Eukaryota; Metazoa; Chordata; Actinopteri; Siluriformes; Clariidae. The transcript is spliced from 13 exons. The coding region runs from base 92 to 1870 and encodes 592 amino acids.
GAGGACGUUAAAAUGUCACCGUUAAAGCGAGGUGUAAGAGCUGUGUGAGUUACUGAGUGAAGUGUGUGAAGUCUUGGAGGUUUCCGAGGUGAUGGAGACCGACUCGGUCAGGCUGGAGUCGAGUGUGUGGCUCGGGAAUAAGCGGCACCGCGCGCUGCUCAGCGGCUGGCGCUUCAGCUGGACCGAGCUGGACAAGAAGAACCGAGACAAGAACACCGUUUCAGUGCCCGUCUCUGAGGUGGUUGCAGUAAUGGAGGGCCAGGUGCAGAUCCAGCCCCAGAAGAAAGUGGAGGACACCGACCGAGACUUCACCUUGUUCUACGUAAAGCGCAGUAGUACCAGUAGUGGGAAGGGGCCAUUGUGGAGCCUGGGCAGGUCUCAGUUCUGUUGCCCCAGCCGUGACCUCAGGGAUCAGUGGGUGACACAACUCCGUAUCGCACUCAAAACUCACUGUCCCUCUCGCCCUCACAGGUUGUUAGUGUUCAUUAACCCGUACGGAGGGAAGAAAAAAGCGAAGCAGAUCUAUCACUCUUCAGUGGCUCCUCUAUUUGAGCUGGCUGGCAUCAGCUCUCAUGUUGUGGUGACCGAGAGAGCCAAUCAGGCAAGAGACCACAUCCUGAAGAAAGAUCUGACUGGGUUUGAUGGCGUGAUUUGUGUAGGAGGAGAUGGAAUGUUCAGUGAGCUGCUGCACGGUGUGAUUGGACGAACCCAGCAGGAGGCGGGUAUUUUAGAACACGACCCAUCUGUGAUGCUGCAGCCGUGCGACCUCCACAUCGGCAUCAUUCCAGCAGGCUCCACAGAUUGUGUUUGUUUUGCUACAGUAGGUGUGAACGAUCCGGUUACAUCAGCACUGCACAUCAUUAUUGGAGACUCUCAGCCUCUGGACGUGUGUUCUGUCCAUCAUCAUUCCACACUGGCGCGUUAUUCUGUCUCACUGGUGGGCUACGGUUUCUAUGGCGACGUCUUGGCUGAGAGUGAGAGGCACCGCUGGAUGGGACCUCUCCGAUACGACUACUCGGGUUGUUUAGUGUACCUGUGCAACAGGAGCUAUCAGGGAAUAGUGCAGUAUCUACCUGCGGACUCCCAGAUCUCCAGCCCCAGAGACAACAGUCGCUGCUUGUCAGGGUGCAGAGUGUGUUCAGAGAGCACAGAGAGACUGUUCCCUCACUCAGACAGCUGCAGCUCACUGUACAGCAGGCAGCUCAGACAGGACAGCAUCGAGUCCGAGGAUGAGUGGUUGAGUGUUGAGGGCAGAUUCAGGUGCGUCUCCCUCACCUGCAUGUCCAGCUCAUGCCCACGGAGCCCCAAAGGUCUCUCACCUUCAGCACACCUGGCUGACGGGACAGGUGACCUCAUCCUGGUGAGGAACACCAACCCCCUGGGUUUCCUCACAUACUUGCACAGACACACCACUACACAGGAUCAGUUUGACCUGCCCUUUGUCGAGGUGCACCGGGUCAAGGCAGCGCGCUUUUCCUUUAUUGCCGAUGAGGAGGAGAAUGAGGAGAAGUUGAAAGAAAGCCGAAAAAUCACAGCAGGUGUAAUGGGGGAUCCUGGGAGUGUGUGUGACGGAGACCUCGAGCCCUGCAGGCUAGGCUCCCAGCAAUGCCUUGCAGAAAAGGAGAAGGAACAAGGGAUAAAGGAUGAAGGAAGGAAGAAGAGAAAUUAUCUGUGUGGGCUGUGCUCCAGUACACGGUCUGCUGCAUCCGUGUGGAACUGUGAUGGAGAGAUUCUACCGUACACUGAAAUCUUAUGCAGAGUACAUGGUCAGCUGGUGCGCUUGUUUGCUCGGGGCAUCGAGGAGGACAUAGUCUCCCGGAAAAACCGUGAGGGAAACAGAAAUUGCAAACGAUGCUUUUUACACAACUAAUGCACUUAACCAUAGAAACUAUAUAAAAUAAAAAUUCUUAUUUAAAUUAUACACUACAGUACAAUAUUGCAAUAAACUAUU